Messenger RNA from Pocillopora verrucosa, 2577 nucleotides. RefSeq names its product 2-phosphoxylose phosphatase 1. Lineage: Eukaryota; Metazoa; Cnidaria; Anthozoa; Scleractinia; Pocilloporidae. Gene Ontology annotation, biological process: dephosphorylation. Gene Ontology annotation, molecular function: phosphatase activity. The record is from RefSeq and is a predicted model, not a curated record.
CUGUUUCCCGAUGCUGUCAGCCGAUUUCGGACGCAUCCGCCUGUGUUUGGAUAUUAGACUGCAAACGUGGCGAGUGUGGUGCGCGUGAUCAACGCGCGUUACUCGUGUUGAUCACGGGCUUUUGAAAAGAGGGAAGUCCUGGGUUCCAUUUCAACUCGGUUGCUUUCCAAUGUGGUUGAAUGCCGAAUUUUUCGACGGUACUUAAAAAUAAUGAUUCCUCUUACCAUAGUUUCGAUGAGAAGAAGAUUUUAUUACAUGAAGUACAAAUUCCAGAAAGCAGGCCGUCUCUGGAAAGGGAUUAUCUUGGCAUCUUUCGGAGUAUUACUAUGGAUUUGGGUGUGGAAUUCAUCCAAGUCACCAUCCUCUUUUGAUGAAACAAUAUCACCAGGGAUGAUAUUUUCAAGCAAAGUACAACAAUAUAUUUCACACUAUUGUAACUUUCCCAUGCAAACUUCUGGUAGGGAAGGAUUGUUAAACUUGGAGAGUCAUCUUAACCAACAACGCUUUCAACUAGAAAUGACACAGGUACUUAUUCGGCAUGGAGACAGAGCCCCUGCCAUAUACGUCCCAAACACAGACAAUAGCAACUAUGAUUUUGAUUGUACAUUCAAAACUUCUGAUUACAACAACAAGAAAAUGUUUGAAGAAUAUUCACAAUCAACGAGACAUAUUUCCCCACGUGAAUUUGUGAGAAAUGUGAGAACAAGCUUUCACCUGGUACCAACACCAGGAAGCCGGUGUAAAAUUGGUCAACUGACACAGAGAGGUUUUCUUCAGCAUUUUGCUCUUGGAAAACACAUGAGAACAGCUUACAAAACCUUAAUAGAUUCUGGUAUUGAGUCUAGCAAUCUCCAUGUGCGAUCAACCCAGGUAACAAGAUGCGUACAAAGUGCAGCUGCCUUUCUUUAUGGCUUGUUAACAAAGGAUGCCAUUAUGAAUGAAAGGAUAACCAUCAACAUUACUUCAAACGGUUGGUUCCAAGAAGAUGACAAUGGAACUCCUUAUAAGUGUCCAUCAUUGGGGAGUCGUUGGCAUCAGUACAAACGGAGAAGUGACUACAUCUCAGGCUCUGCUGCAAUAGAACCAGUAAUGCAGGAGUUUUCACGGCUGUUGAGGACUCCAAGGCCAUCUCUAACAACUAUUGGAUUUUUGACUGAUGUAAUAUACACUCGUUACUGCCAUAAUCUUCCUCUCCCUUGUGGGCCUGGAGGUUGUGUGUCACCUUUGUUAGCAGCCCAGGCAAUGGAUUUUGCCACAUGGGCUUUUACACAGAAUUAUACUGCAAUAGCUGAUGUGGCGUCUCAUCCAAUGUUGAUCCAGAUGGCAAAAAGAAUGUUUGACAAGACUCGACAAAAAUCUGCUUUUAAAUUUGUACUGUACAGUGGUCAUGACAGCACUGUUACGCCACUUCUGAUAAAUCUUGGAGUUCAUGAUGAUACAAGAUUGACUCCAUAUGCUACAGGUGUGGUAUUUGAACUAUGGAGGGACACUCUUGCAGACACCUCAGCACAAAAAGAUUCUUCAGAUGGUUUUUAUUUCCGAGUUCUUGUUAACGGAGAGGUAGUCACCAACAAAAUGAAAUUUUGUGGUGAUUCAUUGCUCAAAGAUGAACUUUGUCCUGUGAGGGAAUUAAUUUCAUGGCUUUCUGAUGGUGAAGGUUUUGAACAAAUGGACAAGAAAUACAAGUUACUUUGUUCAACAACUUGAUUCUGGCCAAUGUAAAUAUACAUGUUCUUUUUAUUUAUUUAUAUCCACAUCAUUGUUGGCAUUGUACUUUUUGGACAGUCUGGUAACAAAUAAACAUCUACAACCCUCUCCUGACAGAUGAUGUACAUGGUUAGCUUAAAAGGUAAGUUUCCAGUACAACAGGUGACUGCAGAAGCACUAUUACCCUCCCCACCCUUACCAAAAGUUUUUGUCAGGGUUUCUUUUGACAGUACUCCAUCACCACUCUUUUAAGAAUACAACAAAUUGACCAAUAACCUGCCAAGGGAAUCAACUUGAACCACAGGAAGCCAAGUGGUCAUUCUAAACUAUAGUGUUAUGCAUUUAUCAAUUCAAAGCUUUAAAAUCUCUACCCAAAUCCCUACCCCCCCCCCCCAGCAUUUGAACACUGCACCCCUCUAGGGAAAAAAUUAUUUACCAAUGCCCCACCCAAAUGUCGGAUUUAAUGGUCAGUUUUUUUUUCAGUUCCUCCACAUUCUUUAUAGGACAUUCCCAGAAAAAUUGAAACAUUUUAUUUUAUUCCACUGAAUUGUUGUUUUUACCAAGAGCCAUACUGGAGACUAAGUAACACAAGAAUUCUGAGGAAAGCUUUUUUUUUUUUCUUAAAUCCUACAUCUUUUUCUUAGUUUCAAAUGCAUUUACAUUUCUCCAUACAAAAUAUCUUGUGUAAUAAUGAUAUAGUGUAGAUGUGGCUGCAUAUCAACCUUGAGCUAUCUGUGCCUGAACCAACCAUUCACAAGUCAAAAGUGGCUCUGUAGAUGUUGGGUGUCAUCUAGUUUUGUUGUGGAUUGUGGAUCCUUCAUGAAAAUUGUAAUGAUGUGGACAAUUAAAAAAAAACAACAAAAAAACAAA